Molecule: messenger RNA, 4538 nt
Organism: Amoebophrya sp. A25
Lineage: Eukaryota; Dinophyceae; Syndiniales; Amoebophryaceae
Source: the annotation of a GenBank genome assembly
AGGACAUGCACUUGGUGAGACUGAGAGGACAAACCAUAGAGAAAGAAAAACUCCCCACUUAUAUUCAUUUUUCUAUUCGUACAUACUCAUAGUGAUAAUCCAACAUCUACAUCAUGAUCUAGUACUUACAAAUACAUGAAUGUCCGCAUACUUCAAGUGGUAGCGUGACGAGCAGCACGGUGUCUUCAGUAUCUUCAACAUCUCAGAGUGUGGCAAAAGUGAAAGUGAAACGACUAAGAAAAUAUAUUUUAGAGUAGUUUAUAGACGCUGGGCGGCUGGGCUACGCUGGGUGGCUGGGCGGCCUCGCUGGGCACGCUGGGCGGCAACGCGGGGCACGCUGGGCGGCAACGCUGGGCACGCUGGGCGGGCGCUUGGAUAGCGCUUAGCGGACUUGAGGGCCACACAUUGGGCAUGCCGAGCCUGCGCGGCCGAUGGAUUUACUUGCGCCGCGGGGACGCGGGGCAGCGCGUCCCGCGAGGACAGACAAAGGCGGCGCGCCGCCCUCAAGGUUCAGGGCAGCGCUGGCGCAGUGCUGCGCCAGUUUGCGCAGUAGCGGGCUGUGCGGCGCCUGCUCUGUUCAGGCUUGCACUCCGUCGCGCUGCACUGCGCUACUCGGUGCGUGCAAUGCUGCGCCGCUCUUGUGCACAGCGGUAAACUCGCCGGCGUCGUUGGCUUUGGCCUACGCUAGACUAGCACUGCUGGUGGGGUUCUCAAGCGGGCGCCCGAAGGGCGCCCCGCAAUUGGAGACGCCCAGCGUGACGCUGGGCGCAGGUUUCGGAAGAUCUGGCACAUUUGGGUCGCCCAGCGACCCAGUGUGCCCAGCGUCCCCAGCCCAGCCAUGUUGGGAACCCUUAACCUUAUAAACUUUUCUAAUAUUUAUAUUCAUUGGCAUCGUAGACGUGGCUGAACGCUGCUCUUGAUCCGUUGCGAAGAUGCUUGGGCGUGGACCGCAACAGCGUGCUAGCACUUUGCUGCAGCCACGCGUGGGUCUUCCUCAGAUGAACAGGGCUACGGCACAGAUGAAUGCCGGUCGAAACGUUGAUAGUCUUGGGGCCUCGCAUCAAGGUAGAAACGUACCUCAACAGCCUGAUCGCUCGCGCGCUAAGAACCAUGCUGCUGCCGUUCCAGCAACGUCGGCAAACAGAGAUGUUAAGACUUGCGCAAAUUAAUCUUGUUUUUUGGUGGAAGCAUUCUGAUUGCGAGAAUCGGGUCGUGCUUUGGAGGACAACGACCCAAAAACUUUACAAUUAUUUAGGUUCACUAGUACUACUGCUUAAUUCCGUAGUACUCGUUGUGCCGCCGCUCCUUCCACUGCCGCUGACGGGUGGAAAUAAGUACUAGUUACCGGACCACGACUGUCCUCCAGAAAGACGAGGGAACAAAGUCUUCUAUUCACAUUUCUAAUGUUCUUAGACGAACUGGAGCUCGAACCACGCGACAAGAAACAGGUAGUCGCAGUUCGAACAGAGCGACAAAGACUAUGUCCUCUGAAAGCCGAACGGAAGACGAUACAAGCUCUCUCAGUGAAUCGGAAUGUUCAAAGCCUGGCGUUGAGGCAACGACGAGUGGCCUAGACGAGGCUGCGACAGAGGACGAGACGGAGGGUGAGGUAAGAUUGCAGAAGAUUUGUGCUUUGUAGUUAUGCCGUGUUACUUAUACUUAUAGAUACUCAUAAAUACUACAAGAUAAGCAUAUACUAAUACUUUCUUAGUUUCUGUAGUAUUUUCGCACUCUCACCUGUGAUAGCCAUAGCGUAUUGCAACACUUUUUCUUGAUGCUUAUGGUCAUAGAUUUUAUGAACAUCUUCAUUUCCUCCAUGUCCAUUUUUUGAUGGUAUUGAUAGCAUUUGGUGUUGUUAUUGGUAACAAAACGAAAUCGAUCGUAUUUGUAUUUGCUACCAGACUGAAAGCGAGGCAUCUGCUGCCCUCGAUGCUCGGAGACGUGCGCUGAGUGACGAGCCGGGUACUAGCUGUAGGACGAACAAAUCGCUGUCGACGUCGAAGCAAACGAGCCGCUUAAUGGACAUGGACUCUUCUGUUGAUGGCCAUAGGCGCCAUGAAGGCGAGGAUGACAAUAUCGGCGAAGAGUCAAACCUUCUUGCCGAGGAUACGUCAUCAAAAAGAUGCUGCUCUUGGAGUAAAGAGAAAUCUUCGACAAUGUCGAAAGAAGACGUUGCUCAUAAGAAAAAUGCUGGAGGGGGAGUCCAACGAGAAGAAUUGGAGGUGGAGGCGGUGCAUCCCACUCCUUGUUCGUCUCCGGAGCAGACGAGUAAAAGUAAGACCAGUUCUAGGGUUGGAUUCUUCUCCUGUUGCAUAGGUAGGAACCGAGAGAAGGUCGCGUUGAAGUCCUCCGCAGUACGAGGAACCGAGAUUGAUGAAGAGGAUCUGAUUGGAGCCGCUUUUUCGACGCCAUCGCACAACUUCAAUAAGAAAUUACGAGAUCAUCAACCAGAUCAAGAUUCACCCGGUGGUGCCACAACAACUACAACAGCUACUUCCGGAACAUCUUCUCCAUCGCCUUCUAACAACAGCAACCGUGACAAUACGGCUAGGUCGUUGAACCGCCUAGACAGUGAUGUUGAGCCAGAUACUCUACUUGGGGACCGUGAUCUCUCUGCCAUUCGCAAAAACGUAAAGGAUCGUGCUGCGAAAAAGCGGAAAGGAUCGGGCUGCUGCGGCCGACGAGUAUUGUGUCCUGAGUUCGUCUUAGUCCUAGCGGUCGCGUUGGCGACGGUUGUCGUGUUUGCGUACUUCAUUUAUGUCACACAUAACGAAGUCCGAAAACGUCAACAACCGCAACUAUCUCUACAACGUGCAGCUGAAGCAGCACAAGGACGAGUAGGAGGAGACAGAGAUGGAGGAGAGGGACGCGAUCCUAUCCAUCAGCAAAAUCCCGGAGGUGGUAAAUCUCCAUCUGACGGAGCCGCAGAAAGAAGCAGGAGCAGCGCAAGGUCUGAUGCAAGCAGAGCCCCAGGUCCGAUCACCACUGGUAUGGAUUACACGGGGACGAGAAUACUGAACCAAAGUGAUCCCACCGGCGCAGGGUCCGCUUCAAGUGGCACACGCUUUAUGGCGCCACGUGGCGCAAGUGACGGAGACAGGGAGAGUCACGCUGGGGCUGCAAGGGCUGGCUGACAAGAGUAGGCGACCUACACGAAAUUGGAGGCCGAGCUAGAUUUUAUCAUGAAACAAGCAAAAAAAAUCGCGCAAUGGCAAACUCUAUCUCAACUCAACGAAUGCAAGCGCCGUCGACAGCAGGAAAGGACAUGCUGAUGCUAAACAAAAACAUCAGGACUAGUAAAAAUAGCACGAUACUAGCUUAGGCAUAUUUUUAGAAGUAAUUAGAAUCUUCAUAAAACUAGAGUACAAGUAGUAACGCAAAAGAUACAUUUUUAUCAGUACUCUUCCUCUUCGAUAUCUUCGUUGACAUUAUUUAAAUCAUGAAGCACUCUUCCCUGUACGUAGCAGUAGCUUCCUAGGAACCAAAAAGUAAAUAAUACUUUCCCUAUUUUUUCAUGAAGAAGAUAAUCAAACAUCUAUUAAUGACUUCUUCAGAUCGAGUUAAGCCAAAUCCUUGACCAUGGAUCUCGUCUCUAAAUUGCAAACCUAGUAAUAGCUUCAUCAGAACUUCAACUACACCUCGAGAGUAUACAGGUCGUUGGGAUGAUGAAGUAGCAUUGAAAAAAAAUGAGAUAAUCAAUAUCGUCAACAUGCGACUUGCUGCUGGAGGAGAAUCACCGCACUAUCUAUGUAUUAAAUUCUCUUAUGUACUAUGUAUAUCUAUAUAGCUGGAGAAGAUGGUGAAGCUGGGGGCAAUGUCGAAGUGUAGUUAUCUUUUUGACAUUGCUGCGCAACACAUUGGCAUCGGUGAUGUGUUGGAUCUUUUGUUUUCGUCGAGAUUUCGUUCGGUAUUUAUCCAUAUUAGAAAUAGGUUGGAGGUCGACGCUCGAUGACGAUCAACAUAAUGGCGAGAUAAACGUCCACAGCAUAUAGAUAGUUGCAUAGUGAUAGCAACACCACCGGUUCUUCAUUCUGAUAUUUUAGAUUACACAGCAGGCAUCCACACGAAGAUCAUGCGAAGACUUUUCCACCAGCCCAUCAGAUUCAGACGAGGGUGAAUGACCGGUUUUCGAUCGCUAUAACGUAUCUUCUUCUUGAUUAUCAAAUGAAAAGGAACUACAGCGACUAUCAUCGAUCAUGUGUCUCUUUUCUACUCAGGUUUCAUUUUCAAUGCUCGAUACCGUUCAAUUCAUGUUUGAAAUGCCAAGCUCGUUGUUAGUUGUGUGUUAGAUAGUGUAACUUGAAGACAAAAAUCAUUAUCGGUAAUCGUCCGUUACCGUUUCACCUUCAACCAUAGUCAGGAUAUCUAAUCUGUCUCACUUUGCCAAUUGUCUGCAGAACACUUCGUGAUCUACUUGCGCGUGAAUCUGAUCCCAGGCUCGUGGAUGAUGCAGUGACGCUGAGUCGACGAGAGAAACAUGUUUAGCGUUAGCCACAGAGAACGUGAAGGACAAAAGAAGGGAGAGAAAAGCAUUUUAG